Molecule: messenger RNA, 1449 nt
Organism: Anarrhichthys ocellatus (wolf-eel)
Lineage: Eukaryota; Metazoa; Chordata; Actinopteri; Perciformes; Anarhichadidae
Gene: ubl7b
Product: ubiquitin-like 7b (bone marrow stromal cell-derived)
Exons: 11
Coding region: 57-1205 (382 amino acids)
Biological process (GO): ubiquitin-dependent protein catabolic process
Cellular component (GO): cytosol
Molecular function (GO): polyubiquitin modification-dependent protein binding
Source: RefSeq, a predicted model, not a curated record
ACGUAACGUACACCACGUGACUAAAACCAGGAAGUGAUUCGAGUGUCAACAUUACAAUGGUGGAGAUGACUUCUUCAGAGUGGCACCUGUCCUUGAAGCUGGUGAAUCAUCCCAAAUCCACCUUCCACUUCCCGGACAUGAUGCCAGGGGAUGUUCCCCCUGGAGGAUACAGGAUCGCUACUUUAAAACAACUCGUUGCAGCACAGAUCCCAGACUCCAUCCCAGAUCCUGAACUAAUGGAGCUGGUCCACUGUGGGAGGAAGCUUAAGGAUGACUUAACUCUGGAUUCCUGUGGGAUUCAAUCGGGAUCCACCUUACACAUCCUCAAAAAGAUUUGGCCAGAGCCAGUGAACAAUUCAGAGCCUGUAAACAGAGCAACUGCAGCCAGGGAGUUCAGGGUGUUUCAUGCUGCUCUUCACUCUCUAAACUCUGCCUACAGAGACUCAGUAUAUAAAAUGCUGACAAAUAAAGAGUCUCUGGAUCAGAUCAUCGUGGCUACACCAGGGCUCAGGUCAGACCCAGUCGCUCUAGGGGUGCUCCAAGACAAAGAUCUCUUCGUGCAGUUCACAGACCCCAACAUGCUGGAUAUAUUGAUCAGUUCCCACCCAGCCCUCGUCAACGCCAUCAUCCUGGUCCUGCACUCUGUGGCAGGCAGCAUACCCGCCCAGUCCAGCGCCAGCUCUUCUCGCAAUGUCUCUGCCAGUUCCUACAGUGAUAUGCCAGGAGGCUUCAUGUUUGAGGGCAUGUCUGAUGAUGAGGACGAUUUCCAGUCCGGGAGCCCAGCAGGUCCCUCCAACAGAGCAGGAGGCUCAGCGGGAAUCCGACCGGUGUCUCUGAGCCACAGCGGAGCGACAGGCCCUCGACCAAUCACGCAAAGCGAGCUGGCGACGGCUUUGGCCCUCGCCAGCACUCCCGACAGCAGUGCGGUCACUCCUACAACUUCAAGCCAGGUGGACCCCUCCAGCGGCGUGGCUCCUAUGCCAGCAGGGACCCCAGUCAGUAACGAUCUCUUCAGCCAGGCUCUACAGCAAGCUCUGCAAGCCUCCAACAUGUCUGCUCUACAGGGCCGCUGGCAGUCCCAAAUGCAGCAGCUCAGGGACAUGGGGAUCCAGGAUGAGGAUCUGAUGCUGAGGGCGCUGCAGGCCACAGAUGGGGACAUCCAGGCUGCACUGGAGCUCAUAUUUGCUGGAGGCCCAGGACUCUGAGUUCAUACCCCAACACAGACUACGGCCUUUAUACAGCAGAGAGAGCAGGAAAAAGUUCAGCAUCCUAUUGCCCAGACAUUAGAAAUGAUGGCUUUAGACAUACAGUAUACAUGUUUUUUUUAAUUAUUACCCUGUUUAUCCAAUUUACAUACAGUAUCAUAUCUGAGCUCAAUGUUCAUGACAACUUUUUCUUGUUGAAAGGAAGUAUAAUAAAUGUAAUUAUGCUUACCGCAUCACCUCCUGA